This is a messenger RNA of Daucus carota subsp. sativus, 1774 nucleotides long. RefSeq lists its product as uncharacterized. Lineage: Eukaryota; Viridiplantae; Streptophyta; Magnoliopsida; Apiales; Apiaceae. The record is from RefSeq and is a predicted model, not a curated record. The transcript has 2 exons. Gene Ontology annotation, molecular function: glycosyltransferase activity. The coding region runs from base 166 to 1569 and encodes 467 amino acids.
AAGCAUAUGGAUUAAAUGAAGGGAGCAUCAAUUGUGGAUCUGAUAUGUACAGAAUCUCCGGUUGCCACCACUAUUAUUAGUUUAAUGUCUCGAUCUCGAGGCCUAGCAUACUUAUAUCGGAAUUUGCACUUUCUAUUGAAUCCUUGAGAAACAUAGAGAUUGAAAAUGGAAGGGAAGCUCAAAGUUGAUGCUAACUACAGAAAGAUUUAUAGUCGUUUACUUAAAUGUGUUAUAUGCAUUUCAACUUUGUUACUACUACUCAUUCUUUUCCGCAACCAAAACCUCACUUCAAUUUCUCUUAUUUCGCGUAAAAAUGGCAGUGGCGCCAGCCACUCUGAUCAGUCCAGUGUCAUUGAAACCAUGGCUGCAAAGCUCCGUGAAUCGGUCACUUUCCUACCCCUCAAAGAUCUAAGGUUUUCUGAGACUGCCAUGAUCGGGAACACGUGGUUCAUGAGCUCGUUGAACGAUAGUUAUGAGAUGAAUGAAGCUGAGUAUCUUUAUUUUCCAUCAGAAGUGUCGAAAGGCAGGCUUCUGUGCAUCAGAGGACGCGAUAUGAGCGAUGGAACGAAGAAUUUUUAUGCAUUAGCAUGGCGAGAAAGUCUUCCCAACAAUGCUACUCUACUGAGUGGCCUCACUUAUGUAUCGAAUACGUACUAUAACUACUUGAAUCUAUGGCAUGGAUUGUGUGCAAUGACACCAUUUGUCCGAUGGACGAUGAAAAACAAGUGUAUAAAACCGGAUAGAUGGGUUUUGUUUCAUUGGGGAGAGCUUGAGAUCAGAACAGGAUCAUGGAUUCAGCAGCUCAUGCUAGCUAACUAUGGAGAGUUUAAGUUUGAAGGUUUCGACAAGGGGGACGGGCCUUACUGUUUUGAGAAGGCGGUUGUGAUGAGACAUGAUUUGGGAUCGAUGGGGUUGGAUAAUAAGUUGAAGGUUUAUGAUAUGAUGAGGUGCAAGGCGAGAGAGUUUUGCAAUUUGUUUGUUCCUGAGAGAUCCAUGGAGGUUGAUGAAAGAGGCUUACCGGUUAUUAGACUAACUUUGUUGAUGAGGAGAGGCUCGAGGUCAUUCAAGAACGCCACACUUGUCACGGAUAUAUUUUCCAGAGAGUGUGAUAGAGCAGAGGGCUGUGUAUUGAAGGUAUUCCAGUCUGAAGAUCUCAGCUUCUGCGAUCAGGUUAAAGUAAUGACUUACACAGACGUCGUUGCAUCUCCGCACGGAGCACAGCUGACGAACAUGUUCUUCAUGGACCGUGGAAGCAGUGUGAUGGAAUUCUUUCCGAAGGGAUGGUUGGAGCACGCAGGUGUAGGUCAAUAUGCGCACCACUGGAUGGCGAAUCAAUCUGGAAUGAAACACCAAGGCGCGUGGUGCGAUUCUACCGGAGAGGACUGUCCAACACCUAAAGAUGACCGGAAGUGUUUCUUGUUUCAUAAAGAUGGAAAGGUUGGUGUUAAUGAAACUUAUUUCGCAGAAUGGAUUAGGAAAGUUCUUCACGAAGUAAGAGUUAGCAAGUUAGAAGCAACCAAAACCCCUAUCGCCAAGGAACAGUUGAGCAACAAUGUUUGUGCUUGUUAGCUCUAUUCAUCUUCAAUUUUACGCAAACUUUAGAUAUACAUUAUACUGAAAUGCUAUACAGAUGAAAUCUUGAAACUAAGGUAACAUUUCCAUUGUGUAAUAUAAAUCAUGUACAAAGUCUACAAAUAUUGUGCGCGUCAAAAGUAAGAUGCAACCCUCAAGAGCCAGACAAACAUAGAUUUCUCUGUUGGGAGAUAUGCAAGGG